Paramisgurnus dabryanus is the source of this 969-nucleotide messenger RNA. RefSeq names its product polymerase (DNA directed), mu (gene polm). Gene Ontology annotation, molecular function: DNA binding; DNA-directed DNA polymerase activity. Gene Ontology annotation, cellular component: nucleus. The record is from RefSeq and is a predicted model, not a curated record. NCBI's taxonomy places the organism in Eukaryota, Metazoa, Chordata, Actinopteri, Cypriniformes, Cobitidae. Gene Ontology annotation, biological process: double-strand break repair via nonhomologous end joining.
GUGGGAACACUGCACCAAUCAUCUGUAAUUUACAAGGCAGAUUUAUGAGCAUGAAUGUUCUGUUAGGGGGAAAGAAGUCGGUCACGAUGUGGACUUUCUCAUCACACAUCCUGAAGAAGGCAGAGAGGAAGGACUCAUGCCAAAAAUCAUAAACUGGUUGGAGGGGCGGGAUUUACUCUUAUAUCAGAAAUGGACCAGAAACUCUUAUUUGGAAAAACUGGACGGUCCAGCUCGGCCAGCUAAUAAUAUGGACCGCUUUGAGAGAUGCUUUUCCAUAUUUAAGCUUGAUAGACCUGCCGAGACCACGGGAAGUGAAGGUGUAAGAUCCAGCGACCAAUCAAAGGCCACGAGCUGGCGAGCAGUGCGGGUCGAUUUGGUGGUCAGUCCUUACAGCCAGUUUGCCUUCGCUACUCUUGGCUGGACGGGAUCAAAGCUUUUUGAGAGGGAGUUGAGACGGUGGGCGGGGCAAGAGAAGCACAUGUCAUUGAGCAGCCACGCCCUUUACGACAGCAAUCAACGAUGUUAUGUCAGAGUCCAGUCAGAGGAGGAGAUCUUCGCUUACCUGGGUCUGGAGUUUAUUCCUCCGUGUGAACGAAACGCCUGAAAACGUCUCUUUUCGUUUAUCACUACAGAUGUGCCUGUUUGCUUUACAUUCAUCUGCCGACUUUGCAUUUCUGCUCUCAAAGCAGCUGAUCAGAUCAUGUGUCGUAAAUAAAGCUUUUUAGUAAGUAAUGGAAAGAGACUACAAAUGUUUUGCAAAGAUCAGAUAUCUGACGGUGUUUUAGUGCACAUGAUUUGAUCAGAAGUCUUUAGUCUUUCCAUAUCCUGUGCUGUGGUAAAACUUGAACUAAGUUAUUUUUUUGUAAGAGAUUUCCUGUUGAUAUUUAUAAAAUACAUUGUUUGAAACUUGAUCAUUAAAUUAUUUAUAUUUUAUGCUUAAAUACAUAAUUAAAACUAUUUUAAUUGAAA